This is a messenger RNA of Macroventuria anomochaeta, 1163 nucleotides long. RefSeq lists its product as uncharacterized. The transcript has a single exon. The record is from RefSeq and is a predicted model, not a curated record. NCBI's taxonomy places the organism in Eukaryota, Fungi, Ascomycota, Dothideomycetes, Pleosporales, Didymellaceae. The coding region runs from base 1 to 783 and encodes 260 amino acids.
AUGUCCGCCUACGAGGACCCCACUAUCGCCAAACCUGAGGCUCAGAUAAACAAGAUCAAUGCCAAAGUCGACGCCAGGCUCUCUAACGCGAGUAAGCUCAUCACGAAGAUCCAAGGUUGCCAUCGUGACAAUGAGAAGCACUUCAAGAAGGCCGAGAUCCUGCUUGCCGAGCACAAAGUCGCAAUCAUCGCCCCUCACAUUCUCCUCGCUGCGCAGAUACUGCCAGACACCAAGCUCAAGCUCGAGGUCGCCGAGUACGAAAUUAAGCGCCAAAGUGACGAGUGCAAGCGCCUCGAGGCAAAGCACCUGGACGCCCGCAAGUCAGAAAUACGCGUCAAGAAGGAGAACAAACAGCUGACCAAAAUCGUCGAGUCGCUCACCGCCCAGUUCGAGGGCAAGGCUACACCAGAAGAGAAGUGCAUCAAGACCGAGAACGAGAAGCUCAUGAAGAAGCUCGCCAUGCUAAGCGCGCAGCUCAAGAGCAAGAUCGAGGAGUGCGAGAUAAAAGAUCAAGCCUUCAAUGAUCUGCGCGAAGAAUUCGCCGCAUAUCUGAGUGUCAACUCGGACACUUGGAGUCACCGUCACGAUAGCUGCAAUGAGCUCGUCGCCGCCCUCGAAGAGCAAUGCGGCAUGUUCGCCGCUGAGCGCGACGCACUCGAGGCCAACCUCAACACCCUCUACCACAAGAACAACUUUCUUACUAUCGAGCGUGACAACCUCCAGGGCAGGUUUGAUGUAAACCAACACGCCUUUCAGAUACCGUGUAGACAUCAGCUUACCUAAACAGGAUGCCAUCAAGGGCCAUCAAAUGGAGCUUGCAGACUACGAUUCUCUCAAGUGUGAGAGCGUCUCCAGCUGUACCUCCUGCGUGUUGCACCUCGAUCGUGCUCUCCGCAUCUCCCGCACCGCUGAAGUUCAAGCACUCCAGCUCGUCGACCAAGUGAACCACGAUCGCAUGGUAGCGUGGAACCAGCUACACGAACAUCAGACGAGGGCCAUCCAAGAACACUAUGCUGCGGUUGAAUCCUGGAUGGCAGCUCGACAGGCACCUAGCAUAUCGCCUACAUUGGUGUUGCCGACUUUCGCGCCUGGUGGGGGUGGCAGUAAUGGUUGGAAGGUCUUGGAGAUCUGCGAGUCGUCUGAGGAUGGUAGCGUUGAGUUCG